Messenger RNA from Juglans regia (Persian walnut), 2849 nucleotides. Its product is annotated as 30S ribosomal protein S9, mitochondrial. The transcript is spliced from 7 exons. Gene Ontology annotation, biological process: translation. Gene Ontology annotation, molecular function: RNA binding; structural constituent of ribosome. The record is from RefSeq and is a predicted model, not a curated record. Bases 1502 to 2641 code for a protein of 379 amino acids. Gene Ontology annotation, cellular component: cytosolic small ribosomal subunit; ribosome. NCBI's taxonomy places the organism in Eukaryota, Viridiplantae, Streptophyta, Magnoliopsida, Fagales, Juglandaceae.
CCUCUCUGCCUCACUCGUCACUCACGCAGCCGUCGGCCCGUCACAUAGACUCUCACGUCUCGCCGUCGCCCCCUCAGCCUGAGUCCCCUCACCUCUCGCCGUCGCACUGCUUCACACAGACCCUAACUCUCGCCGUCGCACCUCCCCUCACCUCUCGCACCAAUCGCCGUCGCACACAGGCCCUCUCACAGCCACGCAAUUCUCACGGACCCACGAUGCAGGGCUUGGCAUGGCCAUGUUCAAUACUAAUGUGAAACCUAGGCCCAAAGACCCUUUAAACGCCCAGCCCACUUCCUUAAAAAGGGCGUCGGUUUGCCACUCAUAUCCAAAACCCCAAGUUUAGUUCCUCUCCUCUCUCUCUCUCUCUCUCUCUUCUCUCCCUCCCCGCCGUCUCCCCCAUUUCCCUUUUCUCUCGCUCUCUCUUUGCCUUGGUGCACAACCCCUGACAGCCUCCCUCCCAUUUUGCUGUCUAUUUCUCUCUGUCUUCUCUCAUCUCUCGGGAACCACUCCAACCCGUCGGCCUUUGUCGUCGGCAUCGUUUACCCACGACACGAUUGUAGUGGCACCAUUGUGCCGAGCACCUCCUAGUCUCUCAUCUCUGUGCCUACUCAAUCAUUCUCCGCCGCUACUACCACCGCCAAUGCCGCUACCACUGCCACCAUACUCCGCUGCCGUUAUCUUCUCGGUUAGCGUUCCGCCGCCACAAUCCGCCGCUCUUUGACACACACACACACACCACCUUAUUCUGCACCCCAACUCACGCUCGAGCACCACACUCACUCUCUUUUCCUAUCUCAGAAAGCUUGGCCUUUGGUUUCGAAAAACCCUAGCCGCCACUGUCACCUUGUUGUCCAACGUUGCAUGACCACUGUCUCUCUACCUACUUUACUGUUCCUCUCUCAGGUCCACCUUUGUUCCACUGUCUCUGUUCCUCUCCCCCCUCUCUCUAUCCCUCUCUCACCUUUUCCUCAGCCAUGGUCGCACCACAAGCACACCGCCAACCACCAACAACAGUUAAGACGGAAGCAGCAGAUUGCAAUAGUGGAGCAACCAUUGGCCCACUUGCAAACAGUUAGCCACCGAGAGGAACAACCGAGCACUGUGAAGCUGAACCCCAAGUUCAUCUCACCAGACCGUAAAUCAACCCCUUUAUGCCGUCAACCAUCGCACGGUGGUCUGUGGUGAUGCUGCGAGGAACACUAGCUAUAUAAUAAGUCUUCAAUUCAUUCAAUUUAUUGGUGAGUCACUUGUGCUUGGUUCUUCGUGGAAAGCUGAAGCUCAAGGGCCCGAACUCAGGGGGGAAGAAAGAUCUGGCCCGGGCCAAUUGAGGUAAGCGGGCCCCGGUAGUUACACAAGACUCUCCCCAUGUUCCUGACCUGACUUCAUCCCUAUCCUAAACAAUGGCGUCGUGUAAACUUCUAAAACCCUAAAACUCUACAAUUUGGACUUGCUUGGCUUCCUCUUCUGCAAAUCUCCUCUGCUUCUACUUCUAGCAAUCAGGAUGCUCUCUCGUCUCCUCCCCAAAGCCUCACAUUUCCGUCUCCUAACUUUAAUUCCCUCCAAAUCCCAUCCUUAUCUCCCCAACCCUCAUUUUUCCCCAAACCCUCACUUCUCUCCCCUCAAAUUCUUUUCCGAUCACAGCAAUAGCAACAAUGGCAAAUUCGACCCAUCCGCAUCUACUCCAUGGAAUCUUUCACGCGAUAGUGAUGGUAAGCUUGACCAAUUCAUCGCCCAAGACUCCGGACUCUCUCCCGCCAGCGAGGACGAUCAAUCAUGGUUGAGAGCAAGCGAGGAGAAGACGAAUGCCGAGGAGGAGUGGACCACUGCUGAGGGUUAUAAGCCCUGGAGCUUCGUGGAGGAGGAGAGCAGGGACGAUGUGUUUGGUCUAAAGGAGGAGGGCGUGCAGGAGGACCUCCGUGACACUGAGGCUGAGAGUUCUAGUUUUGAUGAUGGUGCGGAUAGGGACCGGCGUGAGGAGGCUAUGAGGCUCGAGAGGGAGGAGCAGGAGCUCAGUGCUAUACUCAAAGGUCCAAAUCGUGCAUUUGGUGACCUUAUUGCUGCAUCUGGAAUCACUGAUGAAAUGCUGGACAGUUUGAUUGCACUGAAGGAUUUUGCAGGGAUUGAGGGACUGCCGCCUUUAAGUGAAAUAGAGGAAAUGCGUUAUGAGAAAAAUACAAGAAAAAUCACAAGAGCUGAAAUUGAGCGCCAGAAGCAGGAGGAAGUUGCCAGAGCAAGAGUGAGACAAGUAGACGAGAAGGGAAGAGCCUAUGGAACUGGGAGAAGGAAAUGCAGUAUAGCCCGUGUCUGGAUUGAACCUGGUGAUGGAAAAUUCGUAGUUAAUGAUAAACAAUUUGAUGUCUAUUUUCCCAUGCUUGAUCAUCGUGCUGCUCUCCUGCGACCUUUUUCUGAGACAAAGACCUUGGGCCUUUGGGAUGUCAGCUGUACUGUGAAAGGAGGUGGUGUAUCAGGCCAAGUUGGAGCAGUUCGAUUGGGGAUCAGUAGGGCCUUGCAAAAUUGGGAACCAGAUAUGCGUCCUGCACUCAGAGCUGCCGGUUUCUUGACGAGGGACUCACGUGUGGUGGAAAGGAAAAAACCAGGCAAAGCAAAAGCAAGAAAGAGCUUCCAAUGGGUCAAGCGAUAAUUAUUUGCCGGUAUGUGGAGCUUGCUUCUAUGCAGGACCUGUUUUAUAUAUGGAACUUCAAUUUUGCCGCAUGACGACAAUAACUUUCUGAGAUCUGUUGUUUGGCCUGGUGCCUCCUUUAAUUUUAGAUUGUAAUUCGAGUGUGUUCCUCCCCCCCCUUAGGUUGUUCCAAGAAUUUUCUUUACAAUCGAAAUUUAGCAUUUUAGCC